Messenger RNA from Solea solea (common sole), 2323 nucleotides. RefSeq names its product sodium/potassium-transporting ATPase subunit beta-233-like. Lineage: Eukaryota; Metazoa; Chordata; Actinopteri; Pleuronectiformes; Soleidae. Bases 96 to 1001 code for a protein of 301 amino acids. Gene Ontology annotation, biological process: intracellular potassium ion homeostasis; sodium ion export across plasma membrane; potassium ion import across plasma membrane. Gene Ontology annotation, molecular function: ATPase activator activity. Gene Ontology annotation, cellular component: sodium:potassium-exchanging ATPase complex. The record is from RefSeq and is a predicted model, not a curated record. The transcript has 6 exons.
GCGGAGCGAGUUGGGUGCCUCUGCGACGAGCUAGGAGUCAGCUGCCACACGGAGCUACGGGAAAGAACACCGUUACCAGGGGGAAAUAAAUCAAGAUGCCUGCAAAUAAAGAAGAUGGCGGAUGGAAGAAGUUCUUUUGGAACUCGGAGACCAGGGAACUGCUCGGUCGUACCGGUGGAAGUUGGUUCAAAAUUUUCAUCUUCUAUCUCGUUUUCUAUGGCUGCUUGGCUGGCAUCUUCAUCGGCACCAUCCAGGCCCUGCUGCUCACCAUAAGCAAUUACAAGCCCACCUGGCAGGACAGAGUCGCACCCCCUGGCCUUUCACACACCCCACGGUCAGAAAAAUCUGAAAUGGCCUUUGACCCCAGAGACCCUGAGACCUACCUGGCCUACACCAAGGCAUUGAAGAAUUUCAUGGCAAAGUAUGAUGAGGAAGGCCAGAAAGACCAGAUGAAAUUUGAGGACUGUGGAGAGCAACCUGCUGAAUACAAGAACCGAGGCGACCUGGAAAUGGAUGUGGGUGUCAGGAAGGCCUGCCGUUUCUCCAGGUCCCUGCUGGGACCCUGCUCCGGCCUCGAGGACACCGAGUAUGGCUUCAAGGAAGGCAAGCCCUGCGUAAUCGUGAAACUCAACAGGAUCGUGAACUUCCGUCCGAGGGCUCCUAGCACAAAUGCUAGCAUCCCUGAAGAGGCCCAACCCAAGGUGCAGCCCAAUCUGAUCCCCAUCUACUGCACCAACAAGAGAGAGGAGGAUGCCGGUAAAAUCGGAGAAAUCAAGUACUAUGGCAUCGGCGAGGGCUUCCCUCUACAGUAUUACCCUUACUAUGGGAAGCUGUUGCACCCUCAGUACUUGCAGCCACUGGUGGCGCUGCAGUUCACCAACCUGACCCGAAACAUGGACCUACGUAUCGAGUGCAAAGUGUUCGGAGACAACAUUGACUACAGCGAAAAGGACCGCUACCAGGGACGCUUUGACAUCAAGUUCCAGGUCGCUGGUUUAUGACUGCCAUCAGAACCAUAGUACUUUGUCUGACCGCCAUCGCCAUCCUUGCCCGUCCUGUCUCUAGUCAUUAGCUAAAUCUACUGUAGGAGAUGAAUAGUGGGGGGGGGGGGUAGGUUUUAGCGGCUAUGUCAAUCACAACUAGUCUUUAAAUGAAUAACGAAAGGAGAAAAAUGAUGUGUAAACUUACUGCUUUCAUCACUCGCUUCUACACUUCUUGCAUUUAGACUGUAAUUUAGAGGAAGAGUAGCAAUAGGCCUAAUAAAUAUUUAUUCUGCUGUAAAUGAGACUUUUCCACAAGCCAUGGGACAUUUGUUCAUCGCUGACUGUAAAGUGUAAUUCCACCGCGUGUCCCCUCUGUGUAUUGCUGCCUCGUGUGGCUUUGGUAGAUAUUUCUGCAGUGCGCAUUAGUCAAACUCAGCUUCUCUUAAAUCACCUCAUUCUCACUUUCCGAGAGCAAACUCUAGCUGUGUGACUGAGCGUGUGUGUGUGUGUGUGAAUGUGAAUGUGCGAGUGUGUCGGACAUGAACACACACUCCACUUAUUUAAUUAUUGAAAUAGUUUGGCUUGGUACACUCUGCUACCUGUGUAAGAGAAAAAGCUUCACUCCAGGGAAUUGUCUUUCGUCUUUGUGUUCAUUUUUACCUUUGAUCAAGGGAGACUCUUUUUACUUUGCCUUUUUCUCUUUUUGUGCUUGUUCAAUCACUUAAAAUGUGUGAAGGGGUUUUAUGACUUGGUUUCAAGCCUUUUACUUUUGAUCUUUUUUCUUUUUUUUUUUUGCCUUGAAUGUAGAGUUGUGUGUCCAGCAUUUAGCCUGCUGUAACGGCCAGUGGUGCUAACAAGUUUAUAUAUAUUAUUAUUUUUGUUGCUGGACUCAUGACAGCAUUUUGCUGUACAUACCCGGUUAUCAGUGAACAUGGAAGAAUUUUAUAUUUAUGCAGUUGUACAUUUUGUUUCCUUGCAGAAUGUUGUAAUGUAUAAAUGCAAUACCAAAGUGACAAGUUGAAGGAAGCCUUCAUCAGAAGCAAUGCAGUACUGGUUUUUAGGAUCUCAUUACGUCAAGUGCUAAAGUCAGUGUCUCGACUCGCGGCCUCUAAACAUUGGAUUUGUGUUUUAGCCAUAAAUGUAGUUCUGUGUAGAAUUAACAGGCCGUUUAAUUCCACCGUGACUUAACCACAGUGCAUUUCAAAAAGAGAUGGAGUUCUUUCAGAGCUCAUGGCUUUAGCAGACUUUACCAUUUAGGCUUUAAUGUUCCAUGAGGUCUGUUCAUCCACCUUUGUCAUUCAAUCAAAGGUAGAAACAAAUAAAAAUCAUAUUUGACCUUU